Fragaria vesca subsp. vesca is the source of this 1365-nucleotide messenger RNA. Its product is annotated as organic cation/carnitine transporter 3-like. Lineage: Eukaryota; Viridiplantae; Streptophyta; Magnoliopsida; Rosales; Rosaceae. Gene Ontology annotation, molecular function: transmembrane transporter activity. Gene Ontology annotation, cellular component: membrane. Bases 187 to 1365 code for a protein of 392 amino acids. The record is from RefSeq and is a predicted model, not a curated record. Gene Ontology annotation, biological process: transmembrane transport. The transcript has 2 exons.
AGACUUGUUGUUCAGUUAGAAAUUUUUAAUUCAUGGAUUAGGGACAGCAAAUUGAAAAUGAAAUUGUUUCAAUCAAGACUAAAUAAUGACCAUUUGGAAAAAGACAAGCAGAUCUUUUGCCUCCAUCCACUGUCAAAUCUUCAAGUUACAACCCAGUAACCAGAAAUCCUGAUCUGCCUGCUAACAAUGGCUGAUCCAACUUCUCUUCUGCAUCAACCCAAUAGAGAAGAAGAUCCAGAAACUCCAAGCAACAAUCUCCACCGCUCCUUGGACCAAAUAAUUGAGCAGAGUGAAGCAAGUUUUGGUUGGAACCAAGUCUUGCAAUCCAUCCUUGUUUCCUUGGCAUCACUCUUUGAUGGAACACAAACCUUCAUCAGUGUCUACACAGAUGCCACACCCACCUGGCACUGCACCAGUGACAGCACAGCCUGCAACACAAGCUCAGACAUCUGCGAUCUGUCUACUUCUGACUGGGCUUGGGAUUCAGUUUCCUCCAAGACAAUCAUAUCAGAUUGGAACCUCCAAUGCUCUAGCUCGUUCAUCACUGGCCUUCCAGCCUCGUCUUUCUUCAUGGGUGGCGUGGAGUCUCCACGAUGGCUCUUCAUGAAUGGCCGCGGAGAAGAAGCCAUAACAGUACUGAAGAAAUCUGCUGCGUCGAAGCCAAUCAUUAGUGAAUUGAACUCAUUGUUGUGUGCAGAAGGCUUGCGCUCUAAGGCAGCAGAAUCUACAAAAUCCAGUGAUCCAUACAAGUCAAUGAAGGAGUUGUUUGCCAAGAAAUGGGCUAUGAAGAGAACACUAGUAGUCAUGGUGCUUGGUUUCGGCAUUGGAAUGGUCUACUACGGUAUGCCACUAGGGGUUGGAAACUUAGGCUUCAAUAUCUAUCUAAGUGUUAUGUUCAAUGCUUUGUUAGAGAUACCUUCAUAUCCACUCACAUUGAUCAUACUAGAAAAAUGGAGCAGGAAAUUCUCAGUGCUUUGGUUUUGUUUGGUAAGUGGGAUUUGUGGUGUGGUAUGUGCUGUGGUGGGUGACAAGCAAAAAGUGAUUAGAAUUGUGCUGGAGUUGGCUUCAUUCUUUUGUUCACGCACAGCUUGGAAUCUGAUUUCUAUGUUUACAGUGGAGUUGUUCCCAACUUGUGUGAGGAACUCUGCUACAUCUUUGUUGAGGCAGUCAUAUAUUUUGAGUGCUGUGUUUAGUUCAAUGUUGGUUUCAGUUGGGAGCAGCAGUGGGUUUCUUUCAUAUGGAGUUUUUGGAGUGGCUAUAUUUGUGUCUGGUUUUUUUGUGGCUUUUUUGCCAGACACUAGAGGUGGAACACUGUGUGAUACCAUGGAUGAACAAGAAAGAAAAGAGAAUAUGAUUUUGGGAUGA